CCGCUCGGGUUCAGAUUUUUUCGGAUUAGUUAGCGUUUAACCGUCACACCGAUAACAAGCUCCGAGGUUCUGGUUCUUGAAGUGGCACCGUGUGCGGUACUGUAGUGUGCAAGUUGCAACACACUGCGGGGAACUUUUAGUUCUGAUUUUAGUGAUCGGAGUUCGGUUGUGAUUUUGAAAAGUGGCUCGAUCAGUUCAGAUCGUAGCUGGAACAGUUUGACGAAGUGUUGUGAUUUGUUUUGAGUGAAGGGUGAUUUUGGACGUAAUCGAGAUCCGUCGAGUUCUGGGGAUUGGAUAGUGAAGCAAUAGCGUGCGGUAACCCCGGAGGGAGAAAGUGAAUCGAUUUUCCUCUCGACGGAGCUUCUCGAUAAACGUAAAACAAAGUGAGUGAGUGUAUGUUUUACCUCUAAAACUCAUCAACGCGGAUCGCUACGAGUGGCACCUUUUGCCUCUCAAGCGUAGGCCACUAACCAGUGGCCAGCAAUACGGUUUACAAUUAAAAGUGAAGUUGAGCACUUUUUCUCCGCGGCCAGUGAAGGCAAAAUAAAAUAAUAAUAAUAACACACAGCCAAGCCAUACCAACGGACGUAAAAUCGUGCUUUUUGCAGUGUGCACAACGACUACAGACGGACAAACUAACCAACGAGCGAACGAACGAUUGGACCGACGACGAAACGGGCAAGUUCCAGUAAAACCAGCUAAGGCUGACCGCCGUUCGCGAAACAAGUUACUCGGUGCCCGCAUGGUGGCUGCAAUUUUUUCCUCUCGCCUCUAGAAAAAUCAACCAACAUCAACAAACACUCAAGAAAUUGCCCGAAUUGCAAAAAUUUCACCUUCUAAUACGCCCAAUAAAAAAAAAACACCGAAUAGGCUCAAUUUGAAACUUUUCUGCGACGAGGAAAAACUUCGACAGCUCAGAAACAUUCGAACGUUGAUCGUUACUUAACCGAAUCAUAAGGCACGCAAGUGAAUCUCCACGCGGAGCUGCGAAGAACACGAAGACGAAGAAGACAACCACCGAAAGAAACAGUGAAGUGAAUCAAUUAAAACUCGAACAAAAUAAUAUUCAUUCGUCGGCGAGGCCUUGGGACUUGGGGAGGCUGCAGUCAGUCGCGUUCCGAGUGGUGUUUGUCCGGGCAUUGUUUUCGGCGCGGGCGCGAUCGCGAUCCGAGUCUCGAUUCGGUUUUUAUGUAAUUCGUGAAUUUGACUCGUUCGAGACUCGAGAAGCAUUAGCCGAGAAGCAGAGGACCCACAAAGUAGGAUCGCAAACGCCGGAGAAAGAAGCCCAUGGGAAGCUCUUAAUUAAUGGAAAAUUAAGCACUGUUUUUUUAAAACCCUAAACAUAGCUGCAACAAAGGCGUGAAGGUUGGGAGCGAACCGGAAAAGUAAUCGGAGUUACGUUUACACAGACAGUAAGCGUCGGAGUGAAAUAAUAACUGAGUGAAAACGUCUAGCUCUAGAUUCGGAAGGGUUAAAUCCGAUCGAUCGGUUUGGUUCAGGAACCUACUAGCACCCGAAAGAAAGCGACAAAAGAGAACCCGAGUGGAAGUGAUUAUCAAUUGAAACAAGUUGUUGAGUUGAGUGUAAUUUCAGAAAAAGAAGGCAUCAAAACCGAAAGUGAUUUUGAUUCUGAUGAUCAUGAUGGUUGAAUAACGAGAAAAAAAAGUGUGGAAGAAUAUUCUUUUGAAGACGACAGUGAAACGAGUCGGUGUGAUUUCGACGAAAGAUUUCGACGCAAGGGAGGAGAGCAACAAACAACAAAAAAACGCAACGCCAGCCGAAAGAUUGAAGGCGCCCCCUCGAUGAGCAUCGUGCUUCGGACCGAUUAAGAGAAAUACCCACCCCGCCAAGAUGACGCGACUUGGCCUGUAUAUAGCGGCGUCAUGGACGUUAUUUUGCACCUACAGCGUUGCCAUGCCAGACAUCCACCGGCAGAUGAGCACCGCCCAGCUGCAGGAGGUGUUCCACGUGGACCACCCGGACGCCGUCCCGCACUACGAGCUGAUCCAGCUGAUGCACCACACCAACCAGCCUUCGUUUCACUACCGCCGCAAAAGAAGCAUAGAGACAGCGCCCAGUUCAAAGGGCGGAAGUGUCAGCAACAGUCUACUCCCCGGUGGCGGUAACCACCACGUGAAGAAAGAUUUGAGCAAAGUGAAGUUCAGUGAGAAAGUCAGUGAGAGCCAAGUUCCGGCCAAGAAGAGCACCGCCGCGAAAGAAGUUUUUACUACCACAACGAUGACGACAAAAGCAGUCGAGCAGGAACCGAUCCUGCCGGAAAUGCAACCUCAACAAGAGAGCGAACAACGACAGCCAAACACGAGUGGUGAUGUGAAUGAGAGUGAUAGUGAUAGCUAUAGAAAAAUCAGUGGUGCCAGCAUACGGGACAUCGCCGAGCACCGGGUGUCUUUCAGCGCUUUCGGCGAAAGCUUGAACCUAACGCUGGAGAAGACCGAGGGUCUGUUCCGCGAUGGGCCGCACUCGUUGCGCAUGUGGAACGUCCGGGUCGACCCGAACGCCACCCAGGGUCUCGUGUACGAGGAGAUACAUGAAGAGAAUCCGUCGGAAGAAGACUCAUUUGGUAACAUUUACCAAGACCGAAAGAACAUGGCGGCCGUUCUGAUGCGAAAGCAUCUGGAAAGCGGCGAUCUAAUGAUGGAGGGUAGUAUAGGACAUGAACUUGUGAUAAAACCAGUGCCAACCGACAUCUCCCGGGCGGAGGACGGUAGUGUUCAUCAUGUUAUUUUUAAGCGAACCGUGUCAGAGGAACAACACAACGACCAUGCGAGCGAUUAUGCAUUCAUGGAACCGGACCGGCUGCAGAAGCGAUUUCGCUCCAAGCGUCAGGCCUACUACAAAUCAUCGCGGGCGAUCGACACCACCAUCUAUCCGGAAAUCCUGGUCAUCGUGGACUACGACGGCUACCGGUUACACGGCGGCGACAACGUCCAGGUCAAGCGGUACUUCGUCUCGUUCUGGAACGGCGUGGAUCUGCGCUAUCGGUUGCUAAAAGGGCCCCGGAUUCGCAUCAGCAUCGCCGGUAUCAUCAUCUCGCGGGGUCGCGAUGCCACUCCGUACUUGGAGCGGAACCGCGUGGGACGUGAUGCGAUCGAUUCUGCCGCCGCCCUCACCGACAUGGGCAAGUAUCUGUUCCGAGAGCGAAGACUGCCGGUGUACGACAUUGCCGUUGCCAUCACGAAACUAGAUAUGUGUAGAAGACAGUAUGCAAAUGACGCGUGUAAUCGCGGUACCGCAGGAUUCGCAUACGUCGGAGGAGCCUGCGUGGUGAACAAGCGCCUGGAGAAGGUCAACAGCGUGGCCAUCAUCGAGGACACCGGCGGUUUCAGCGGUAUCAUUGUGGCGGCCCAUGAAGUUGGUCAUCUGCUGGGAGCAGUGCACGAUGGAUCUCCCCCACCCAGCUACCUCGGAGGACCGGGAGCGGAAAAGUGCCGCUGGGAGGACGGCUACAUCAUGUCCGAUUUGCGACACACCGAGCGGGGUUUCCGGUGGUCACCGUGCAGUGUUCAAAGUUUCCAUCAUUUCCUCAAUGGUGACACCGCCAGUUGCCUGCACAACCCUCCUCACGAGGACGAAGCCCUGGGGCGAACCCUGCCCGGGACGCUCCUCUCGCUGGACGCCCAGUGCCGGCGGGAUCGGGGGACCUCCGCCUGCUUCAAGGACGAACGCGUCUGCGCCCAGCUGUUCUGCUUCGACUCGGCCAGCGGGUACUGUGUGGCAUACCGACCGGCCGCCGAAGGAUCCACCUGCGGCGAUGGACAACACUGUUUGGAUGGUAGAUGCGUUGCCGAACAUGAGAACAUAAUUCCCGACUAUUCACAGCACACACCGUCGUACGCGCGGUUCAACCAACAACCAGUCAAAUAUAACUACGACGACAAGUCAGGUCAGCAGGAUGAAUAUUAUGAAUCAUCUAGUAGCACGUCGUCCACAACCUCCACCACCUCCACCACCACCACAACGACAACCACCACCACAACACCACCACCACCACCGCCGCCACCGACAUCGACGAGGAAUUAUUACCAAUAUUUCAACCACAAGUCCACGAGUACAUAUCAUAUGGAUGAUGAGGACAGACGAUACAAGAAUUUCAUGAAUGCCAUCAAACGAAAGCGAUUACAACACCUAAAGGAGCAACUGCAGCAGCAGGAAAUUGUCAGCAAUCAGCAGUAGUAAUUAGCAGUAGUUUAGAGUAGCAGAUCCCCCGAAACCAAUAGAAUUCUGUCUUUCUUCUGUACCAUAAAAAAGAAACAUAAAUUGGCAACCAUGGAUAAGUAGGCAGCGCAGAGCACCAUCUUCUUAGAUCGCGGCAGGCCACACAGGAGACUGACCCGAGUUCGAAACCAUCUGAAACUGCUUGGAUUUUUGUUUUUCAAAGCAGUCUGCCAACCCAAAGUCCAUCCGAUAUCCACCCGUAGAAAUAUAAAAAACUGCUAGUUUUCUUGUUUUGUAUUUUCUUCUUCUAUGAAGAAAGUGACAGCAAAUCAUUUGUAAACUAUCGAGUCACAAGUCACACUUCAACAACUACUGUUCAAACGCGCAAAAUACAAUCCACACGAAAUGUUAAAUUAUACAGAAAGCAGAAUCUAUCUUCAAAAUACAAUUGUGAUAUAAAAUUGUGCAAAUAGGCGAAAGAAACUAUUUACUUCUACAGAAUAGUUGUUUCAUAUUAUUUUUGUAGUUUAUAAACAAAGUGACACAGUUUUUGAGAAAUUGUGGUCACAUUUCACUGUAGGAUUAAGAAAACGUCUGAGAUGAUCGCGAUUUAAUCGCAUUAUUGACGUACAUAGCGAAACAUUUCCACAUAAAGCAACCGUAUAGAACCGAUUUACGAAAAGUGUGACGAAAUGCAACUAUUUGAACCAAUUAGUCACCGUCGAAAGAUGAGCCCCAAAUUAUACAACUAAUUAUCUGUGAUUUUGAGCUUUCGGAACAACACCGGAAAAAUUCAUUCAAUUCAAUUUUUUAGAAAAUAUGUGAAUACGGUAUCGACUAUUGACCAAUAUCCAACUAAAAAAUUUUGACUCAUCUUUCUCAGUUGCAAACAACCUGACGUGUCAUUAAGAAAUUUAAAAAAAUGUAAAAAUCGAUUACGAUCACCCGCUGUGAAGGCACGGUGUCAUCGUAGCAAGCAUUGCCAUAAUUUGUAGAAUUCAACAAAGAAAGUCUGUCACUCAACGCGAUGGCCUACUGUGAUUUUACAUCGAACGCAAACAAACGAACAAAAACGCCCCAAUCUUAGCCCAAACCCCCACUGACAGAUCUCACCACUGAAUGUGAUCGUCACGCCUCAACGUAGGCAACCCACAGUGCACCGACACUCCGAAACCGAAUACAGCCAACUUAGCAAAUUUUGUUACUGCGUUUGGCCUCGACCACCACCGAACAAUUCCAAUGGCACUUGACUCUAGAGUCAUUUUCUCAACUGAAAACUGCCCUUAACGUUGAUUUCGGUAUUAUUGUGUUGUACAAAAAAUACGAAUCGUAUAAGUAUACUAACGUAACUGCUAAACUGCCCGCCAAACGAACACAAAUACACACGCAACAACAACAACAAAAUCUUCAAGAACCCAAACGUAAACUCGUGAAGUCUUGUUAUUUCUUUUGUACUUAAAAAAAAUCUAUUGAAACAACAAACCCCUUGUAAAUAUGUAACAAUUGUUAGUGAUUAUAAUUUUUAUAAAAAAAAUGAGACAACACGAUCAUUAUACUAAGUUCAGAACAACAGAAUUAAGAAAAUAAAAAAAAAUAAACGAAAACAACGAAAAAAGUCUGCACAAAAAGUAACAAAUUAGAAAAAGCAAAACCCAAUCCCAUGUUGAUGCAUGUGGCUCCUGAGGAAAAAGAAGAGGGCACACUUGUUGCUCUUAAGGUGAAGAUGUGUAUUUUUGUUAAUCUUGAAAGACGGAAACACCCCCCACACAAACACAAGACACCCUAGAACCCUUCCCUCCACUAUACUGUAGGUAGAUAUCUUUAAUUUAUCACUUUUAAGCGCUGUUAGUUGUUAGACGGAAGGAGAAAAGCUAUUACACAAAAAGACGUACUGCUUUAAGAGAGGUUGUCUCCGCGAAAGGUUCUCUUUCAGAGAGUGCUGGAACAUACAAAAUACAAGAACUAUGAGAAGAAACUGAGAAGAGAAGAGAAUGGAUGUGCAACACGCAUACAAAAAUAGAUAGAAGAACCCCUAAAGGCAAUGUGACGUUUUGUAGGGAAGAAUCUUGUAUCGUUUCAAUGUAAAAUAUAUCCACAAAUAAAGAAACGAAUAUUGAAAACAGUACUGCAAAAGUAUUUGAAGUGAAAAUCAAAA
Aedes aegypti (yellow fever mosquito) is the source of this 6331-nucleotide messenger RNA. Its product is annotated as A disintegrin and metalloproteinase with thrombospondin motifs 4. Gene Ontology annotation, biological process: proteolysis. Gene Ontology annotation, molecular function: metalloendopeptidase activity. The record is from RefSeq and is a predicted model, not a curated record. NCBI's taxonomy places the organism in Eukaryota, Metazoa, Arthropoda, Insecta, Diptera, Culicidae. The coding region runs from base 1852 to 4194 and encodes 780 amino acids. The transcript has 14 exons.